ACUCUCGUAACACCGGACCACCAAUCAAGUCUUCUAAGACGCCUUGACGGACUUGGUUGACGACCACUUCGGAGUCACCUUCGACUAACUCGUGGGCCAAGCAAUAUCCCUUGAUGUUGCAACCCGAACGCCAACAUCACAUGCCCGUCUGACCCACGGAUAAUAAGCUCAUACGAACACCCGGAGGCACAAACAGCUGCGUCGACGUUGAUCUUCAAAAAGCCUUCUGGUGGAGAGACCCAAGUGGUGGCAGGAAGGAUUCGGAGUAGAGAGCGGCGGGGAGGAGGGGGAAGAAUUUUUCAAUACUGAAUUCGAGUAUUUUUCAAUAUUGAAUUCGAGUUUUAAGUAGAUGAAAGACCAGUGACGGAAUGAGAAAUCUAAAUGAGUUGGUUAAAAUUUGCGUUUAAUGAAUUUGAACCAAGAAGAGGGCUAAAUGCUUCCACUUACUCUAUUCUCGAAAUUUGUUAUAAAAAUUAUAUGUAAAUUUACAUAAUUUUGAGAGCUGAGAGGGCUAUAGCUCCUCCUAUCAAUAACAUGAUCCUGCCACUAUGAAAGACCGACAGAGUUGACAACAUAUCAUCACGACAAUGAAAUUUGCACAAAUUGAUCAGAACUCAUGUACAUAUUAAUUAUUAUAUCUUCUACAUCCAGAGAAUUCGAAUACAAAAUUCUAUAAGUCAAAACCUCUAAUACGAUCUACGAAUUAUCAAGGAUUAACAGCUAUGAUCAUAUAUAUAUUUCCUCUUUUUGAACCUUCGGGCUCUUACUAAUCAACCCCAGUCUUAUGAUUUCAAUCGGCAUCUAAAGAAUAAAUCAAUGUUUCUUUUCUUUGCUCUAAUUAUCCUUAACCCUAGGCAUAAUAUUAUAUUGCUCCUCUUGCUAGUUACGAUGUUGCUUUACCCAUUUUGUUGUCUUUCAGUUGACCUAUGAUGGAAACCAUGUAGUCUAGACAUCAAUAAGAACUUAGCCUAUAGCAAGAGAACUAAGGAGAAUUCAUGAGUGAUUAAACACAUAUUCUAGACAAACAAUACAUCAUUGAGUGGUCUAUGCAAUUAGAUAGGGUUUGAUGAAUAUUAUACAAAGGCAUAUACGGGAUGACACUACUACGUACUCGCAUCCGAGUUGAAAUCGUUGAUCAGAUCAUUUGUCUUUCGAAAGCAUGCCCACAACACAAACAACUAUACGAACAUAUCUAGAGUGGCGGAGCGCCGGAGCCACAAUGAUGGCAAGCGAGGCUAGCUAUAACCCCUCUUAGCCAAUUCAGAUUCUUUCAGGUUAGAUUUUAGUCCCACUCGUUCAGAUUUAUACUUCCAACCUAGACUGACCGUAACGAGUCAGAAUUAGGACCCAAUACGGAGGAUAAGCCAAUCCACUUCUCCAAAGAGCAAUCCAUCAUAAUCUUGAUUAUGUUUUUGUGGGUAAUUACUUCACUCCCUUCAUAUUUAUGGUCAAUGAACUCCCACGUCAAGCAAAGCUUUUAUCAAGUUUGUGAAUGUAGCUAAGGCAAAAUACACAAAGAGACCCACCUCCCUUCAAAUCAUUCUUUAUCUCAGCAGCAUCUAAUCAUUUGAUAUUGUUUUCCCCCCUCCCUUUUCCUUUCUUUCUUCUUCCAUCCCCACGAUAAAAAGGAAACGAACCCUUCCUUCAGUUUCCCCUCCUCCAUCUUCUUCCAACACUACUCUGUUCUUGAGCCAGAGCACAGAGACCAUGGAGAAGAACAUUAACCCAGCUGGUGCAAGUUCGUCGGCAACAAGAGCCGCCGACAGGAAAACCAUCGAGAGGAACCGAAGGAACCAAAUGAAAGAGCUCUACUCCCAGCUCUGCUCUCUCCUCCCGCCACGCCAAACUACUCGGGAGCCGAUGUCGCUGCCGGACCAGCUGGACGCGGCGGCCAAGUACAUCAAGAAGUUGCAGACGAAUGUGGUGCGGAUGAAGGAGAGGAAGGACAGUCUGGUCGCGAGGAAUAGCGGACACGUCCACCGGCGGAAUGGCGGCGGCGACGGUGGCGGUGUGAAUCGGCGGCUGCCGCGGGUUGAGGUCAGGGUGUUCGGUUCGGCCCUGGAGGUUGUUUUGGUGACCGAGUCGGAUUCGUCGCCGUCGGUGUUCCAUGAGAUGAUCCGAGGGAUCGAGGAGGAAGGUGGCGAGGUCGUGAAUGCUAGCUUCUCUGUUGCAGAGGAUUUGGUUUUCCAUACCAUACACUCUAAGGUUGGAGAUGGCAAUGGGGCAGGGUGUGGAGCGACAGUGGGAAAGAUAUCCGCGAGGUUAAAGAAGUUUAUAGAGGAGUAUGAAUGAUAUGUAGUUCUAUUUGAAAGUUGUGUUCUUUUGAGGACUAGCAUAUAUAGAGAUGGCUAGCUAGCUAGAGGAGGAUUUCAGCUGCUCUCGAUGUGUUUGGUUAUCUAAUUAGUGUUUAGAUCAUGCAUGCUAUUUGAAUUUCAUAAGUGGUUGACAAUUCAAUAUGAGUAUCAGCUCUGGAAGGAAACCAAUAGAAGACAUGAUACCAAUUGAAAGUUUCUUCAUUGGUAUCUAGCUAGGCUAUUAUAAUUCUUUUGUUAUGGAAAAUAUCAUGAUGUAUUGAUUUCUACUUAUAUGCAAUGUUAAUUCUGGAAUUUCCAAUUAAAACAUGUUGAUUGA
Molecule: messenger RNA, 2631 nt
Organism: Linum trigynum
Lineage: Eukaryota; Viridiplantae; Streptophyta; Magnoliopsida; Malpighiales; Linaceae
Source: the annotation of a GenBank genome assembly